Alnus glutinosa is the source of this 1700-nucleotide messenger RNA. RefSeq lists its product as uncharacterized. Bases 487 to 1026 code for a protein of 179 amino acids. The record is from RefSeq and is a predicted model, not a curated record. The transcript is spliced from 7 exons. Lineage: Eukaryota; Viridiplantae; Streptophyta; Magnoliopsida; Fagales; Betulaceae.
UAUGGACAGAGCCAGUUGCCGCUUUUUGAGGAAAGUCAGGACCCAGAUGUGGGGGAGAGCCAGAUGCCCCAUGAGGGAGACGAUGUGAUGUUGGGUCUUGAUCAGUUGGCCCAUGAUGUCCCCCAGAAUAUGCCUUCGGAUGACGAUCAUCAUGAUGAGCCUCACCCGGCAGAUGAGGUAGGCGAGGAGCAUGCUGGCGACCCAGCAACCGAGCGCAUAGCGAUCGACCAUAUUCGGCUGAUGGGGUAUAACCCAGACGGGAGCAUCUAUUUUGAGGUGAUUAAGGACCCAGAGAGAAAUUGGGUGCUCCCGAGGGGGAAGAAAGUUGUGUUGCAGUACAAUGCUGCAACACAACCCGUGGGAUGAGCAUGCAAUCGUUAUAGACGGGCUACGGGCAAGCUUUUACGGAGCGGGUCCCACAUUCACUUGCGGGAUGAAUGGGCAAAGGUAGAUAAGCAGAUUAAGCGGGCUCUGUGGGAUGCCAUAAUGCAAGAAUUUUAUGUACCCGUAUCCGUCGACCAGCGCCUGGCACAGAACGAAUUCUGGGGUGAUAUGGGCCGUAAGCACCGUUCGUGGAAGUCGAAGUUGAGGACCCAGCUAAAUAUUCGAGACAGUGACACGCCAUUGACAAAACGUGCGAAAAUGCCAGAUACGUUUUUUGAUAAGUAUGACCAAACGGAUGUGGAGGACGUACUGCACGAGUGGUGCACAAAAAGAAAUCAGGCGAGGUCUGAACGAAUGAAGCGGCUGCGGGAGCAGAAUGACAUCCCCCUUAGUCUGGGGUCCAAAAGUUAUGCCAGAUUUAAUCACGAUAAGGCAUCUACAUCUGGCACGUCCCCCACUCACGCCGAGUCGUUUGUUAAGACGCACACAAGGAAAGACGGCACUUAUCUGAACGAGCGGACACGGGACCUAUGCGAGCGGAUGACACAAAGUUUGUCCACUGAUCCUGCUGCCACGGAUCCCGUCUCAUCAGAUACGGUGCGUUGGGCACCUGGCGACGCGUACGAGCAGGCAGUUGGGUGACCCGAGUAUGGGGGUAGGGUUCGGCAGGUUGGGCCGAACGUUACUCCUGUUCGCUGGACUUGUUUCUCGUAUAGGGCCCGCACACGGGGGGGACCGGCCGAGGGCACGUCUCAGGAUUGGGCUGCCCACAAAAUUGCGGAGAUGGAUAUCAUGUUACGGGCCAAGAGAGAGAGGAAUGACGGGUUGGAGGGCAUAGUGCGGGUCAAGAGAGAGCGGGCUGACAGCAUGGAGCAGCGCAUACGACAGUUUGAUGCUAUGGAGCAGCGCAUGCGACAGUUUGAGGCCUUCAUGUCCUCUACAGGAUUAUCGUUCGUAUGCCCUGGUGCUCAGCAGUCUUCACCUGCACACGUAGGUAGUACGUCAUCUGUUAGUAGUGCGCCUGCAGGUAAUGCGACAACGGUUGGUCCGUUGUCGCCUAUUGGACAAUUGCUGAGCCAACAAUCCCCUCUCGGGACUCCAUCGCCCGUUACACCAUCUCUUGCGGGACAAUCGCCGGUUGGUGAGUUCACGCCCGGGACUACACCUCAUGAUCCGCAGCGACGUCCUCCAGAUUUGUAGAUAUUUUGUGUAUUUUUUUUUUUGUUAGUAACGAAUAACUUUAUUAGAUCAAGAUUUUCAAAUUUGUUGAUAUUGUUCUGUAAGUAUUUGUUGUUAGUAACGAAUACAUUUAUUAG